AACCCCAUGAGGUUGUCUAACUGCUGUCUGUUUGGGUUUAUGUUGUUGAAGAUAUUUCAACUGACAGACAGCAUUCAGCAGUGAGUAAAGAAGUUCCGGUGGAGCCAUCCUGUUCUAGUGCCCAGUCUUCCCAUCAGCAACAUGCUUCGUCUGCCAUAACAACAGGUAGAAAAAGGAGGUGGUCAAGCGAGUCACUGGUCCAGAGCAUAAAGCGCUCAAACCUUGAAGACUCGUCCGCAAUGAAAUUUUUGGAAUGGUGCCAGAAUCAGUUAAGGGCGUUUUACAAAACCAUGUGUCAGGUGAAAAUAACACCGUGGGACCCAGACAACACGGUACACAUUAAUGAUAUUUACAUACAGUUAACGCUUUUACAAGACCACAGAAAGCCUAACGGGACAACGAAGAAAAGGUUAGGAGGCAGCAGUGAAGUAUUUGAAGGCGACGAACAUCGUGCCAUCCGUAGACGAAUUCUAGUGUAUGGAAGACCUGGAAUAGGAAAGUCUACUUUCACUCAGAAACUAGCUGUGGAUUGGGCAGAUGGCAAAAAGGAGAUCCUCAGAAAGUUUUCCCUUUUACUGUUAAUCAAGUUGCGAGACGUUUGUGAUAUUCCGGAUCUCUGCGCCAUGUUGACAACCGCUGAACUGUUGUCUGCUGAUGACCCAAAAGCAGUCAAUAACUUGUAUGAAUAUGUCCGUCAGAACCAGGAGAAAGUGCUUCUCAUAUUGGACGGAUAUGACGAGUACAGCGGUGGAAAGUCAUCCCCAGUUCACCAGAUUUGGAGAGGCAGUCAGCUGAGAGACUGUUGUGUAAUGAUCACAACGCGACCAGUGAAAGAGGAUGAACUAAGAAUGCCAAGUCAUGCUCAGUUUGAACUGAACGGGUUCGAUAGCAGGAAACAAAAAGAACAGUUUGCAAGAAAGAUUCUUGCUGAUGAGGAGGACGUUGAAGGGUUACUUGUCUACCUGGAGAAGCAGGACCUCGAUGAGAUGGCAGAAAUACCGCUUUUGUUGUUGAUGUUGUGUCUCCUCUGGAAAGAAAAAAAGCAUCAGCUACCCACAUCUCUUGCAAACAUUUACGUAGGAUUUAUUCAGACUCUCUUGGAUCACAUGGCUACAAAAGAGUCAGUCAACGUCGCAUCAGGUACAAGCAUAGAUGAAUAUCGAGAGGAACUUUCCAAAAUAGGAAAAUUUGCAUUUGAUGCUCUUUUGGAGGACCGUCUUCACUUGAAAUUCAGCAAAUGUGCACAUGGUGAUCUCUUCGAGAAGCUAAUACAUGUCGGUUUUUUUCAAGUUUCCAAACGUUCCUCUUUGAACCGUGAGAAGAUCGUUUAUUUUCUUCAUAAGUCCAUCCAGGAGUUUCUCGCAGCCCAGUUCAUCGUUGAAGAACUGAAGGUGAAAAAGAAUGAAACUGUCACCUGCCUGUCAGGAAUGGAUACGUAUGACAAAUCAAGGAAGAUGGCUGAAGUUCUAAAUUUCGUUUGUGAGUUGUCAUCAGGAGCUGCCGACAUUGUUUUUCAUCAUCUGCAGUAUCUCGGAGAGAGAGAAGGUCUCACAAAUUACAAGUUCAUUAAGACGCCUUCUGUAGAUGAUUUGUCUCACGAACAAGAACAGUUUAUUGUACUCUGUGUAAAUUGUUUGUUUUCUUGUCCAGUCUCAGAAAGAACAGCCGUGUAUCCUGCAUUUCUCUCAUGUGUUAACCAUGUUGUGAUACUUAAGAAUGAAAACGCGUCUACUCCUGCUGAAGAGCACUUCUUCAAAUAUAUCAGCAAUUUCCCAAACUAUUUAUUUUUUCCGGACUCGUUGGAGAUUAAAGCUGUUCAUAAUGAUGUGCUAUCAAUAAUGUUAGACUUCAACGCGGUCGUUUUAACGUCCUCUGGAGAAAGUAAAGAUGUAAAAAAGUACGCAGAUUUACUCGUUGGGAACUCUUUCCUCAAAAAAUCCGGGGGGAGAAACUUUGUCUAUCUAACUGAAUUAGUAGGUGGGGCUCUUUAUUCUGAAUUGCUUCCUGAACUGAUAUCAGCGCCGGUUAGCUCUUCUCAGCCACCCGUGGAUAAUUUAGUAAAUAACGAAAACAACAACAUUGAUGUGCCUUUGACUGAGAACCACUGUUUGUCACUGGUGAGAAAGGUUGCGAUUAUUGUUCACACACUUAAGGAUGCUGUUCUGUUGAAGAACGUGUUGCCUUUAGUAACAGCUCCUCGAGAAAUUAGCAUACGGGACCAGAGAUGGGAGGAGGAGGAGGAAGCCUUUAAAGGUCAAAUGAUUGAGAGCGCGAUUAACGGAGUUAAUUUUACUGACAAUCUCCACAGUUUAAUACUUAUGAACAUCAAUAUAGCAGCAAAGUGUGCUGCUUUUAUCGCCGAGUCACUGCCCCAUUCUCCAAAUUUGCGUGAGCUCAACCUGUCCUUUAACCCUUUACACAGCGGUGUGAGUCAUUUGGCUGAGAAUCUUCAUCACGUGCCACAGUUGACGGGAUUAGUGUGGUGGAAUGUAAAAAUGGGAGAAAAGGAAUGUGCGGCACUGGCUGCCUCAUUAAAGUACUUAAACAAGUUAGAAGAACUGAAUAUACACGACAAUGCCCUGGGUCACGGGAUUAUUGAACUGGCCAAGAACCUGAACAAUGUACCCAAUCUGACUAAGCUGGACCUGANGCUAAAAUCUCUUGAUCUAGAUUCCAAUCCACUUGGCCGCGGGGUCAGGGAUCUGGUCCAACAUCUUAGCAGUGUUCCUAAGCUGGCGCACCUGUCCGUAGAAUGUGUUCUGAUGACAAGGACAGAAUUUGAAGAGUUGUAUACAGCAGUAAAUGAGAGAAACAUUUAUUUGAAAACCGAUUACCAUGAGUCGGAAUUUUCAAUGGGGAGGGUCAUCCACCGACUUCAGACAAAAGCUAAGCUGAAAAGAAAAGGAAUAAGGUUCAGAAAAGAGCCAGAUGAUGAUGAUGAGGAUGAGGAGUAGGAUGAUGAU
Molecule: messenger RNA, 2963 nt
Organism: Stylophora pistillata
Lineage: Eukaryota; Metazoa; Cnidaria; Anthozoa; Scleractinia; Pocilloporidae
Product: NLR family CARD domain-containing protein 4
Biological process (GO): nucleoside metabolic process
Molecular function (GO): catalytic activity
Source: RefSeq, a predicted model, not a curated record